Molecule: messenger RNA, 1109 nt
Organism: Amaranthus tricolor (Joseph's coat)
Lineage: Eukaryota; Viridiplantae; Streptophyta; Magnoliopsida; Caryophyllales; Amaranthaceae
Product: E3 ubiquitin-protein ligase APD2
Exons: 5
Coding region: 357-824 (155 amino acids)
Source: RefSeq, a predicted model, not a curated record
AAGAAAAUUGUUCUCCCUCUUAAAAACCCGCCAAUGCCAUCAAGCUAGCUGGUGGAUUAACUUAAUUAGCUGCGCCUGCUAGUCUCCUUCUACCAUUCUCUACAUCUUUCUCUUUUCUUCCUUAUUUAUUUCUACAUUUAUUCUCCUUAAUUAUAUAAUAAUCUUCAUUCCUUUAAUUUAACCUACCAAAAUUAAGUAUUAACAAUGGAUUAAGAACCAUUUUAAGCUGGGAUUAGCCGAGUCCUCUAAUCAACAUCUCUAAUUUUCCAGGGGUUUCAAGUACAACAAUAACUAGAUCGUGACAUAGUGACACUUGGCAAAAGCACUAUUUAGGUUGGAAUGGUCUCUUUAGGACUAUGGCUUGUGCUGGAUGCUUCAUCUACUUUUUCAUGGUCCGUUUGGUUGCAUAUUUUGCAGUUCUAGCAUUAUUGGUGCUCAUAACUUUCUUAGCACUCAAGGUUCUUGGAGAAUGGAGAGAAAGAUCAUUUAAUGAAGAUGAAGGUGAAAUUAACCCUUUAAUGCAUCAGUCCGACUAUCACAAAACAAUAAGAAUCAACUAUGGAGCAUUCGAAAAAGAUCUCGAGUCACAAACAAGCUGCAACAGCGAUGGUGGCGACAAUGGUACGAGUAGUAAGUGUACGACGUUAUAUGAUGCUAAAAUUUGUAUCAUUUGCUACGAUCAACAAAGGAAUUGCUUUUUUGUACCUUGUGGUCAUUGUGCUACUUGCUUUUCGUGUGCUCAAAGGAUAUUCUACGAAGAAAAUAGAAAUUGCCCUGUAUGCCGAAGAUUCAUGGGAAAAAUUAGGAAGUUUUUUGAUUCUUAGUUUUGCAAUUGAAAAAUCAUUAGUGCUUACGAUUUGAGUAAGCAGUAAGCAUGUAUAAAAAUAGUAUGUUUUGUUCUUGGUUUGGGCGUAUAGCUGAUUUUACAAAUAGUAGUAUUUGUUCAAUGGUCUAGGUUAUUUUUUCCAGCCCAAACUACUAACCCAUCAUCAAAACCAAGUUUUAGAAAAUAUAUUUUCCUCCAUUGUUAGGGUUAUAGAUUACUACGUCAAAAAAUUUGUAUGCGGCCGCCUUACGUGUGUGACUAAAAAAAUUUUAUACUUGCGGAA